AAGAACUAAUAAAUGCUCCCGAGCCCGGAUCCCCGCACUCGGUGUCACCACAGGAGGAGACUCAGGCAGGCCGCGCUCCCUCCUCACCAGGCUCCCCGGCUCGCCGUGGCUCUCUGAGCCCCCUUUUCAGGGACCCCAGUCGCUGGAACAUUUGCCCAGACUCGUACCAAACUUUUCCGCCCUGGGCUCGGGAUCCUGGACUCCGGGGCCUCCCCGUCCUGCCCCUUCCCGGGUUCCAGCUCCGGCCUCUGGACUAGGAACCGACAGCCCCCCUCCCCGCGUCCCUCCCUCUCUCUCCAGCCGUUUUGGGGAGGGGCUCUCCACUCUCCGGAUAGUUCCCGAAGGUCACCCGCGCCGCACUCGCCUUUCCGUUUCGCCUUCACCUGGAUAUAAUUUCCGAGCGAAGCUGCCCCCAGGAUGACCACGCUGGCCGGUGCUGUGCCCAGGAUGAUGCGGCCGGGCCCGGGGCAGAACUACCCGCGCAGCGGGUUCCCGCUGGAAGUGUCCACUCCCCUCGGCCAGGGUCGCGUCAACCAGCUCGGCGGCGUUUUUAUCAACGGCAGGCCGCUGCCCAACCACAUCCGCCACAAGAUCGUGGAGAUGGCCCAUCACGGCAUCCGGCCCUGCGUCAUCUCGCGCCAAUUGCGCGUGUCCCACGGCUGCGUCUCCAAGAUCCUGUGCAGGUACCAGGAGACCGGCUCCAUACGUCCGGGUGCCAUCGGCGGCAGCAAGCCCAAGGUGACAACGCCUGACGUGGAGAAGAAAAUUGAGGAAUACAAAAGAGAGAACCCGGGCAUGUUCAGCUGGGAAAUCCGAGACAAAUUACUCAAGGACGCGGUCUGUGAUCGAAACACCGUGCCCUCAGUGAGUUCCAUCAGCCGCAUCCUGAGGAGUAAAUUCGGGAAAGGUGAAGAGGAGGAGGCCGACUUGGAGAGGAAGGAGGCAGAGGAAAGCGAGAAGAAGGCCAAACACAGCAUCGACGGCAUCCUGAGCGAGCGAGCCUCAGCACCCCAAUCAGAUGAAGGCUCUGAUAUUGACUCUGAACCAGAUUUACCACUAAAGAGGAAACAGCGCAGAAGCCGAACCACCUUCACAGCAGAACAGCUGGAGGAACUGGAGCGUGCGUUUGAGAGAACUCAUUACCCUGACAUUUAUACUAGGGAGGAACUGGCCCAGAGGGCGAAGCUCACCGAGGCCCGAGUACAGGUCUGGUUUAGCAACCGCCGUGCAAGAUGGAGGAAGCAAGCUGGAGCCAAUCAACUGAUGGCUUUCAACCAUCUCAUUCCCGGGGGUUUCCCUCCCACUGCCAUGCCGACCUUGCCAACGUACCAGCUGUCGGAGACCUCUUACCAGCCUACAUCUAUUCCACAAGCCGUGUCAGAUCCCAGCAGCACCGUUCACAGACCUCAACCGCUUCCUCCAAGCACUGUACACCAAAGCACGAUUCCUUCCAACCCAGACAGCAGCUCUGCCUACUGCCUCCCCAGCACCAGGCAUGGAUUUUCCAGCUAUACAGACAGCUUUGUGCCUCCGUCGGGGCCCUCCAACCCCAUGAACCCCACCAUUGGCAAUGGCCUCUCACCUCAGGUAAUGGGACUCCUGACCAACCACGGUGGGGUACCUCAUCAGCCCCAGACUGAUUAUGCGCUCUCCCCUCUCACCGGGGGUCUGGAACCUACCACCACGGUGUCGGCCAGCUGCAGUCAGAGACUAGACCAUAUGAAGAGCUUGGACAGUCUGCCAACAUCUCAGUCCUACUGUCCACCCACCUAUAGCACCACAGGCUACAGUAUGGACCCUGUCACAGGCUACCAAUAUGGGCAGUAUGGACAAAGUGCCUUUCAUUAUCUCAAGCCAGAUAUCGCAUAAGUGAACUGUCCACUUGGAGCUAAAACUGGCCCUGUUUCUGGUCUUCACAGCCUAGACAUGAAGAAUCUGCUCAGAAAAUAAAAAAUUACCCUUUUGCUGGGUGGGGUGGUCCCAAUAGGAGACAAAGGAGAGUGAUUGAUUUUCUUCCUCCAAUAGUUGGUUUCAAAUUCUUUUGAACACGUUCGACAAAAGCAGUGGAGAAGAGGAAGACCUGGAGCAAUAAAAGACAAAUGCAACAUUUUAAGGCAAUGGUUUCACAUGGUUACAUAGCAAAACAUCCCAGUUCUUUAGUGCUGAUCAUCGAGGAGCUAGAACAUUCCAUUUGCUUGUGUGUGUGUGUGCGUGUGUGUGUGUGUGUGUGUGUGUGUGUGUGUGUGUGUAUUGAGAUUUACCCAGACUGGUUUGGGCAAGCAGACUGUUCUAAAAUACAAUAGAAUACUCAAGUAUAACAUGUCGAUGUUCGAUGCUGAUACUUCUACAACUUUAAAACUGCUCACUUCAUGAAGCAAGAAUGGAGGAAUCCUUGACUCUUACACACUGGAAAUUGAAAUAAAAAUAAAUGCAACCAUUUUUAGGAAGCUAGACUAGCUGUAAAGGAUCUCCUGAAUAAAUUAUUUGUUACUGUAUCCUCAUUUGUAAUCUAGUUGUCAAUAAAUGUCCCGGACACGUCUUGCUAACAGGAUAUGGGCUACCAGGAAGAAGGACUUGUUUCCCUUUCCUGUGUGGGGAGAGGUGUGUGACGUUUUUCCAGUUCACAUUUAUUUGGUAGCCCACCUGGUUUGGAGGAAGGGCACGGUGGAGAGAAAGUGACAUGCAUUCACAUAUCUGCUUAUCAGUGUGCAAUACUGUGUACCUCAUGGAUGCUUUGGCAAUGCCCAAGGCAAUAUAAACAAAAUCAGAAGUAUAUUUUUGCAGGUGCUUUUAUUUUCACAGCCCAUCAUUCAUAGUGAUAGAGUGCAGUGAUGUUUGCCAUUUGCUGGACAACCAACACCCGGGUUGCUCCUUUGAUUAGAGACCAGAUCAGAUAAUUAUGCUUUUAAACUGCUUACGUUUACAUUCUUCUCUUUUCUAUGAAAGGCAGGGCAAGAACAGAAAUGUUCACAUGGCUCUCAUGUACUUUUAAAUUAUACAAUGAUAUCCAAUAUUAAAAGAUUAUAGGAACUGAGGUUUACAUACGUUUGUUUGGUGACAUUUUAGAAUGUCAAUAAAUUUGCUUUUUGAGAUGUUGAGAGGAACAAGAAGGUGGAAGGCAGUGUUAUUUAUUUCUUUCUAUUCUUGGAACCAUGAAUGAGGUAGGCACAAAUACAUUCCUUUUAGAGUUAAGAACUAUGAUGUAGCGAGUUAGUGAGACUAGACAUAGUACCGAAUUUAGUUCAUGCAUUGGUCUUAGAGGGUGAUGGAACAAGAGAAGUACUAUCUUUGUGUUGCAGCCUCAACCAACAACAAUGUGUUGUAAAAAUGUCUUUCAUGUAAAAAGUGCAGUAAAUAUUUACUAUUUAUAAUGAAUAAACAGUUAUGAAAACU
Molecule: messenger RNA, 3393 nt
Organism: Pongo pygmaeus (Bornean orangutan)
Lineage: Eukaryota; Metazoa; Chordata; Mammalia; Primates; Hominidae
Gene: PAX3
Product: paired box 3
Exons: 9
Coding region: 418-1869 (483 amino acids)
Biological process (GO): regulation of transcription by RNA polymerase II; anatomical structure development
Molecular function (GO): DNA-binding transcription factor activity, RNA polymerase II-specific; RNA polymerase II cis-regulatory region sequence-specific DNA binding
Source: RefSeq, a predicted model, not a curated record